Messenger RNA from Eimeria necatrix, 1539 nucleotides. RefSeq names its product cysteine proteinase, putative. Bases 1 to 1539 code for a protein of 512 amino acids. NCBI's taxonomy places the organism in Eukaryota, Apicomplexa, Conoidasida, Eucoccidiorida, Eimeriidae. Gene Ontology annotation, molecular function: cysteine-type endopeptidase activity. Gene Ontology annotation, cellular component: lysosome. The transcript has a single exon. The record is from RefSeq and is a predicted model, not a curated record.
AUGAGGAUAGGGAAGCUGUGGGCCACCUUGGCCAUUUCCACCCCCCUGAUCUUCAGUUGUGCCAUGCCCUCCAAUGGCCUGGACGGCGCUAAGGAAGAUCUGCAGUCUGUGGGCACUGCCAUCGAUGCCAUAUUCGACCGGAUUCUGCGGGAUGUAGAGAAGGAUAUUAGCCAUGGCAAAGCCCUCCAAGCUUGCGGUCCCAGCGGUUCCCGCACGCAAGGUGCGGAGAACUGCAGGCGCGUGCUGAAAGGAGAGCCUGACGAAUCUCGUGAGUUGCUGCCGUACCUGCUUAAGGACCAGGAGGCCAUGAGGCUGUGGCGGGAUCACUUCCGUCGGCACGUUAGCGAGCUGGUAUCCAAUGCAUCGGAACAAAGCGGGGCAGAUACCCCUCUUCAUGGGCCAGUAUUGAAAAGCCUCGCGGAAAGCGAAUUCUGGGGAAGCCGACCAGCUGUUAGCAACGGAGCUCUGCAGCACUUGCGGGUGAAAAUGCAGCGGCUGAAGCUGCAAGCAGCUGAGCAGGGCCUAGACCCUGAACAGGCGGUGACGUGGGAAGCAGAAGUGUCUCCUCGCUUCAAGCAUCACAGCAUCAAAGACGCGAAAAGGCAGAUGGGUACUUACCUUUCUUUCUAUUCAGAUCCAGACAAGCCAGAGGUGCCGCUUGGGGAACCUUUGCCUGUGAAGGUGUUUGGGGAGACGCAUCAGGUUCUGAAAACUGACAAGUUCGACGCCAGAGAGGCCUUUCCUCAGUGCGCAGAGGUGAUUGGCCAUGUCCGAGACCAAGGCGACUGCGGCUCGUGCUGGGCCUUCGCCAGCACGGAGGCCCUGAACGACCGCUUCUGCAUCAAGUCAGGCGGCCGCCAUCGGGAGACUUUGUCGCCGCAGCACACGACUUCAUGCUGCGACCUGUUGCACUGUUUGUCUUUUGGCUGUUCCGGGGGCCAGCCGAGGAUGGCUUGGCGGUGGUUUUCGAACGAUGGGGUGGUAACCGGCGGUGACUACAACGAGCUGCACACUGGCAAAAGCUGCUGGCCUUACGAGAUUCCCUUUUGCCAGCACCACUCGGAGGGGCCCUACCCAGAGUGUGAGGGGCCCUUGCCCAAGGCUCCAAAGUGCCGCAAGGAUUGUGAGGAAGCAGAGUACACCAGCAAGGUGAAGCCAUUCAAGGAUGAUCUACAUUUCGCCACGAGUGCAUACAGCGUGGAAGGUCGGGACCAAAUUAAACGGGAACUCAUGGAAAAUGGCUCUCUCACCGGCGCUUUCCUCGUUUAUGAGGACUUCCUGCUGUACAAGGAGGGGGUGUAUCACCACGUGACAGGCAUGCCCAUGGGUGGUCACGCAGUGAAGGUGAUUGGCUUCGGGAACGAAGAUGGGAGGGACUACUGGCUAGCUGUGAACAGCUGGAACGAAUACUGGGGAGACAAGGGCACUUUCAAGAUUCAAAUGGGAGAGGCAGGAAUAGAUAAAGAAUUCUGUGGAGGGGAGCCGAAAGUGCCCAAUGACAAAGACGCCUCCUUGCUGCCGUCAGCGCAGGACCUAUGA